Bemisia tabaci is the source of this 8060-nucleotide messenger RNA. RefSeq names its product exportin-5-like protein Ranbp21 (gene Ranbp21). Gene Ontology annotation, biological process: RNA export from nucleus; protein export from nucleus. The record is from RefSeq and is a predicted model, not a curated record. NCBI's taxonomy places the organism in Eukaryota, Metazoa, Arthropoda, Insecta, Hemiptera, Aleyrodidae. Gene Ontology annotation, molecular function: small GTPase binding; RNA binding; nuclear export signal receptor activity. Gene Ontology annotation, cellular component: RNA nuclear export complex; nucleus; cytoplasm.
UGAUGUUUUGUUGUUUGACGGAGCCUGUAAUUUGUAUUCGUGAUAGUGUAGUGGUUUCUGAUACCGGAUUAAUUGGUAACUUUCCACAAUUCUUCUACCAUCAUUCUUCAAUCUUUUUCGCUAAUUAUCACUCUCAAUUCCCAUAGCCUAUAUAAUGCUUCGUCUACAUGAAAAGUUUCCACGCGUAAUGUGACGGUCCACGUGCAAGUUCGUACCACGAUCACUGACCCUCCAUAGACUGUCUGUCGGGCAUUUUGCCAUAGUCAACAACCAUUCAACCCUUAUUGUCUUGGCAAUCUCUUUAUGCUUGCGUUUUUUAAGCUUGCAGCUUUCUGUUUCCUCGUGGGCGCAGUUUUUGCAGAACACAAUGGAGUGAACGCUUAAUUCUUAUCUACCCAAACUGAAGUCUGUGGAUUACAACUUCCCACGUUGUAGGAUCAGGACCGGAGGUGUCAAUCAUGAACGAGGAAAUCCUAGCAGUGGCCCAGCAGCUAAUCUAUGCUGUCGAGCUUUCGGUGAAUCCUCUGGCCGACCAGCAGGCCCGCGCCAAAGCUUAUCAUGACUGCGAAGUGUUUAAGGAGGAGUCGCCGGUCUGUUUCCAUUGCGGCCUGUACCUCGCUCAACGGCAAGAUCUGUCCCCAACAGUGCGCCAUUUUGGACUUCAACUGAUUGAGCACUGCAUCAAGUACAAGUGGUAUGACAUGCAACAAAAGGAGAAACUCUUCUUGAAGGAGAACAUAAUGGAACUGCUGGGUGCAGGAAUGGAGCCAUUGCCUGCACAAAACAGCACCUUACUCCAAAAUGCACUAUCUCGUGUCAUUGUCGAAAUGAUCAAACGUGAAUGGCCGCAGCAGUGGCCAACCCUCCUUCAGGAACUGCAUGGCGCUUGUAACAGAGGCUGUCCUCAGACUGAGAUUGUUUUGCUCAUUUUCUUGCGUUUAGUAGAGGAUGUUGCUCAAUUGCAGAACCUGGAGUCUGCUCAAAGACGUAAAGAUAUCUAUCAAGCCUUGACUACUUACAUGGCUGAUAUUUUCACUUUCUUCAUGGACCUGAUCAGUAAACAUCACUCCCUGGCAACUGCCUCGCAAGGUCACCCAGUAGGCCAGCAACACAUCAGGAUUGUGCAGUUGAUCUUAGAAACUCUGUGUGGAUUUGUGGACUGGGUCUCCAUAACACAUGUAAUCUCCAAUGAUGGGAGGUUGCUUCAAACUUUGUGCUUGCUUCUGAUCGAUCCAAACUUUCAAAAUCAAGCUGCUGAGUGCUUAUUGGAGAUUGUAUCUCGGAAAGGCAAACUAGAAGAGCGCAAGCCGUUAAUGAUCCUUUUCAGCCACGAUGCAUUGACUUACAUCAAUGAAGCAGUGAAGACUUGUCAAUCAAUGCCGAUCAGUGAAAAAUCUUACCUGUUCAUCAAAAAUUUAACAAAGGUCUUGCAUGGGAUGAGUACUCAGCUGUGCAGUAUCUGGGGUAAAGAGGAUGGCUGCAACGGGCAUAAAAAUUCUCCGAAUUCCCACCCGAUCUCCCGACCGGACGCCUUUGGAGUUUACAUGCAAGCAGUCGUUGCGUUUAGUAAACACCCAUCACUCACGAUCGUUCAUCUCAUCAAUCCCAUCUGGAACUCAUUUCUGAAACAUGACAGUAUCUCUAAGGAUCCUGUCUUCCUUACUUUCCUUCCUGAAUGGGUGGAUGCAUCAGCCUCCAAACUAAUCAAGAUGGUGUAUCCUGCUGUGAGACUGGAAAAUGUUGGCCAUGAGUCCCUUCUUUAUGCUGUCUUGGAUUACGACAGUGAAGAAGAGUUUAACAGUUUCUUUUUCCGAUCCAGGACUGACUUUCUAGAAACUUUUCGUCAAGCUACUCUUGUUGCCCCUCUAAUAACAUACGGCUAUGCAGAAAAGUGGCUUUUCAACAAGAUACAAAAUGCAGUCAAUCUUCCGAAAGAACCUCUUACCUUGCAAUCUCCAGAAUAUCUGGAAUGGGAAGCUGUCUCCAUGUUGUUAGAUAGUGUGCUGAGUAAGAUCGUCAUGUGUUCGGAAAGACCACCUGUAUCAAAUGGAAUCCUUCUGUUAGACCAGUGCCUGGCGCUUACACCGUCAGAUCCAUUGAUUUUGUCCUGUCUCCUCUCCUGUAUCUCAGCUCUGUUUGUUUUUCUCAGCAUGUCUCCUGUGGAAACAACGAAAGUCUAUCUACCCCGCACAUUAGAUAAAAUUUUCGAAACACUCAUCUAUCCUUUGCCAGCAGAAAGCGAUAAAGAAACCAGGCAGAAAGCUGUUAACCUCCGCCGCCACGCUGCCUCCCUUUUAGUCAAAAUAAGUCAAAAGUACCCUCUUCUACUCCUCCCACUCUUCGAUGUAAUCAGUGUCACCAUUACAAAUCUUCGUUAUAAGACUGCUCAACUCUUAAAUUUAGAAUUCACUUGCUUAAUGGAAGCAAGCUUACUUAUAAGUAACCACUUCUGUGAUUAUGAGCGACAGACCAAAAUAGUCGAAGAGCUCAUUACUCCAUUUGUUGCGCCAUGGUUGACCAUCUGUAAGACAAGUCUGACCAAUCCGAUGGAGUUCAUGAACUACAUUGGUCUCAACAUACCCCCUUACGAAGACCACAAGGCAGAUCCUAAUUUCAGUAGACGAUCUCAGAUUUGGAAUAUUAUUGAAGUCUUACUUGCCAUAACCAGGCGGUGUGUCUGGCCGGAUGAUCCUGACAAAGCAUUGAAAGGUGGAUUCCUUGUCGGUCUGACUGAAUCGGGAAAUCCGAUCUAUCGCAAUCCAGCAGCUUCACACGUUUUGCCUCUACUUCCUGGUGUCUUCAAUCUCCUUCAUGUCCUCCACUCUUUGUGGACACCUCAAGCUGUUAGCUUGAUACCAGAAGGUUAUCGUGGAGCGACUGAUAUGCUGGAGAGUGACAAAAACUAUUUACUCGGACUGACCACCUCCAGUGAAAUAGCUCGAAUGAACAGUAGCCCAUGUUUUCAGAUGCAAAACUUCCUUGCUACAACCUACGACCUUUCUUGUCAUAUUUUAAGUUGUGCUUGCCAAAAUUUUGGCUAUAGCUUUUAUCAAAUCCAAGACUUAUCAGCAACCAUUAUCAAUGUUAUGUUAUCUAAUUUAGAGAAUGUUCCUGAUUACCGCCUACGGAUUAUCAUACGAGCUUUCUUGAAGUCUUUAAUCAUAUCUUGUCCCAGUAUGUACUAUGAGUCUGUUCUCAUGCCUGUCUUAUCGCACUUCACUCCAUUCAUGUGCGAACGACUUAGCCUCAAAUGGGAACUGCUGCGGCAGAUGCGAGAAUCGGGGAAGAUUGAUGAUAACGAUGAAAAUACUCAGGAACUAUUGGAAGAUAUGUUGAACCGGCAGCUUACCCGAGAAUAUCUAGAUGUAGUAAAAAUCAUUCUUUAUGGUGGAAGUGGCACAGAAAAAGGAUCAUUAGAUGAUGCCAUGGACGGAAAUGACUCAAGUCAAACACCGCCUCAGCCGACAAGCUCUCUUCAUCCGGAAGUUAUCAGCGAACUUGGGAUCAAAGUCAUGAGGAACAGUCGCACAUGUCAGGGAAUUGCUCAGUUCAUGCUGAGGUGUCUCACUUGGUGUGACAGUACUAACAGUCUGAAAGUGUGCAGUCUCAUGUACGGCAUGGUGAGGCAGUUACACAACGACAAACACAUUACACCACCGUUUGCAGCCUGUAUCAUGGAAACCAUCUUUCACGCACUUGAAUUGCACGGGCAACACGAUGCCAACCUCGGCUCGCUCCAACUUCUAGGCACUCAGCUCUAUGAGCUCCUCAGACCAAAACAUCCGGAAAUUUUAGAGGUUUUAAAAUCCAUACCAAAUGUCCAUCUUGUCGACAUUCAAAAGUUUGAUGAAAGGAUGCUUAAAGAAACGAGCAAAGGAAGCAAAGUGGACAAAUCUAAGAGAGAAAUGUUCAAGAAAAUAACUCAGUCGUUAGUUGGAUGCAAUUUAGGCCAAAAAUUCCGGCGCAAAGCUGCGAUCCGGGAACUACCAAGAAUAUCUGUGCCUCCGCGGAACAGUGUGCCAUCAUUAUUGGACUCUAGCGUUAAUGGUUCUGAUCUGAACUUAAUGCAGCUUUUCCAUAAACCAUAGCAUAAGCUGGCACAGUUAAAAAUUAGUUUUUUUAUUUUAAUUGCGACUGCUGUUCACACAGCAUCGAACCAUGUAAAUCUGUACAAUUAUCCUCCUUUAAGCAUUUAAUGAGUUCCAACGAUGUAAGUUGCAAGGGGAGUCUAUUUCUUGGUGCAGUGUUUCAAACCUGUCUCUGAGAGUUGCUGUAAGUCAAAAUCCAAGCCUCAUUGGUUUUUGUUUAAUUUUUUUUAAUCACUCUUUAUAUAUUUUUUUUAGCAUCUUAAUUAGUGAAUUUUGUUUUAUAAAUCAGUUUUUCUCUCAUUUUUUAAAUUUUCUGUUUUUAAUUUUGCAUUUCUGUGUUUCAAUUAAGCAACUACUCUGAAUGAAUAGAUUUUUCCUUUAAUUGAUGACCUGGUCUGCCCAAAUGUUUCCACAAAGGUUCUAUAUGGUGCAGAGCACCAUUUUAAUUUCCAGAAACAAUUGUGCAUCCACCAACAAAAAAACACACACAAAAAAAAACCGUACAUUUUCAAUUAUGGAUUCAAGAUGCUAGUGAUUCUCUGAAAUGUCAUUGGUAUCAAAUGUGUCAUUAGUGUAAAAAGUAACUCCCAAAAAUAAAUCUAAAAAAUUAAAGGAUUGAACCAUUCAAAGGCUUCAAAAACUGUAUGUUGAAGUAUCAUUGCAGAGCUUUUUCACUAGCCAAUCCAAAUCUGGUUUUUGUUUGACUAAUGUAAAUCAGUUCACUUCAAUGCCAUUCGAUUUAUUACUUAUUAUUAAAUUGUUUGUGCAAGUAUAGAAAAUACAUUUCCGUUUGUUUUUCUGCUAUUUAAAUGGAAUUACCUAUUUCUUCGUAUCCAUCACUGUGUUGGGUGCCCCAGUAAUCGCCAUUAUUUUAUCAAGUAGAAAAUUUUUCUCCGCAUGAAUUAGUUUAUUUAUAAUUUUAACCCAUUAAGACUCUCAGAGUCAGAACUGUACCGUGUUUAGAGGAAACUGUCACUGUGAUCGCCGAAUUUCUUAAAUUUUGCAUAUUUCAUGAGCAACUGUUCUUGUAAGUGAGUUCCGAAAACUCUGAGUUCGAUGGUUAAUCACUCGCUACUGCAGUUGCAAGCAGGAAAGAAGGUGGAAAAUUGACUGUGAAGUCAAAUGCUCUUCUCUAACCUUUAAUCAUUACUUUUUCUUGUUACCUCUUUCCUCAACCUACCUAUACACAAAUUUUGAUGUUUUACUGUCUGCUAUGCCUUAAAUUUGUUUAUACUUUACUCUGCAUUUUCCCAUCUUAUAAGCUCUGCUGAGCUUCUGUGGUUAAUGAGUCGAAUGUUGACGUUAUGGAAUUUUGCAUUGCAAAUCAGAGGCUGUAAAUAAGCAGGAAAUAAUAAGUUCUGACAUUUUUACGUCCAAUAUUCGCGGUGAUUUUGCGCUUCCUAAAACCUGUUAAAUGGUUGAACAUUUUUAUAAACUGUCAGGUUCACACAUAAAGGAUAGGUUUUCGGCGCUAAUUUUGCAAAUCAAGCCUUUAAUUAAUCCCUCAGCCUUUCUUUGAAUUUUUUAUCACUAUCAAAUUUUCAGUGGUUGGAGCCACUCUAACGUGUCAUUAUCUACACAGCUAUUGACUCCCCUUGGCGAAGCCAGUUCCUUCCUCUCUUUGAAUUUUUAUAAUUGUGAUUCAAAUUGUAUUUAAACCUUUCUUUUUUUCAUAAUUUUUUACAAACAUGUUUAUUUCUUAGGUUUUCACGUACUAGUACUUUGUUUUUGCGAAUGACUCUAAAGCUGGAAACCAUUAAACUCGGUGAUACGCCUGCUGGUUCCAGGUUUUUGGAGAUUCGCCAUAUCUUCUCAUGUAAAUUAACGUAAAGUAGAAUAAAUUGCUUUGAGCCAUUUUGUAAUCUGUGACCAACCAGGGGAAUAGGUACCUAAGUGAAAGGAUGCAAAUUAUAUACAUAGAAGAGAAAAUUUUAUCAAUGUACAUUGAUCAAUCUUACUUUUAAUUCUGUUAAGAUAGUACCAUCCGGUAUUCCUAAAGAUGAGUUGUGAGUGGUUUAUUGUAUUUUUGUGUCAGUUGAAGGCGUUGUGGUGACAAAGCUCAGCAAGCUAGAAGUAUCAAAAUUUGACCAUUUUGAGCCUCGAAAAUGGCAAAUUUCAACCUCAAAUAAAUUUUUCUUCUUUUUCCCCAAACCAUCUCUUGAAAAUCUACAAGCUGUCAUGACUCCUGUUCUUAUGGCAAGAAUUGACCAUAUCAGCCAUUUUUCACACACAUAGGAGCUCCUCAAGCGAGAAGGUUGUGGAUCAUAUCAAACAUAUUACUGAGAAGUCUUACGUUUCCUUCAAUAAUGCUCAAGUUCUGCACAGGAUCCGGUGUGUAUUUUUCACGGUUGAUAGUUGAUCAACUCUGUUUAAAAAAAUAGCUGAACAUUUUUUAGCUGUUUUUUAUUAAGCUUUCUGGGCCUCCUCAAAACCAAAAAAUACAUGUCUCUACAAGUCAAAUUUCAACUCUUGAAUCUGAUUAACUUGAGAAGCUCCUUGUGUCAGAAAUCACAGAAGAUAAAGAAUAUAGAAAAGUGUUACGUUUUGUGGAUUUACAGGUAAAUGGAGAGGAGUUGGGAUGUUACGCAAGGAAAGGUACUGUUCAGGCGUUGAAGUCAAUAUUGAGAUGUUAGUAUCAUUGCCUAGAAAGAAGUUUAAAAAACGAUUUGUUGCAAAUAUCACCAAAGAUCAUUCAUCAAAUUUCAAGUAACGAUGGUUUGAAGUCGAAACGAAUUUAUACUUUUCCUCUGUACCGUGAAGGACUUCCUUCUUGAUUUUGAUUAAGCUUUGAGUCACAAGAAGUUUUCUUGGCACAUGGAACAGCAAGUCUUGGAGGAUCUAUCUUAAGGUCAUCAAUUAUUUUGUGCUACAAGCACCUAGAUAUUAUUUCAGGGACAAAAUCCCACUUUUAAAGUAGCUUUAUUUUCACUCAUUAUAUAGGUUUUUCCAUCUUUAUCCUAAUUUCAAGUUAACUUGCCACUCUAAACGCUCAAAAAAAUCCCCCCCCCCCCCCAAAUAGUAAAAAAUCUUGCUUUAAUCCUCAACGAGAUUUUUAAAGUUGAAUCAACCAGAUGUUAAGUCUUUAUCAAUGAUCAAUUUUAGACUAUUUUUGUCAAAUUCUAAAUUAAUUACCAUCUACAAGGUUGUGAUGGAUCUAGUGAGGUACUUGUAUCAGUAUCACAUCCUCGUCUUAGCUUAUUUAUGAGAGAUGUAGAGAAAGCUCAAAAAAGUAGAUUUUAUGUUUAAUUUUUCAUGCGCUGAAUUCUGAACUAUGUCUCAACUAGUUUGUCUCUUCUAUCGACAUGUCAAAACUUCCGUCUUAGUCAUUUUAUCAGUAAUGUCAGUGAUCUUUCUACAUCUUAUCACAAAUAUGCCUCCAAAAUUUUCCUAAAAAUUGUCAAUUGAUUUUCUUUUGAAAAAUUGUAACAAAAAUGGAAACUUUUUAGCAUUGCAUUUUGCUAUUUUGCUAAGUAUUUGCGCAGUCAUUGAAAUUAGAAUUUCAACUAAAGCUUCUCCUAAAAAGUUUUGCAAAUCAUUAACUUAAUAACUCGAUCCUUCACUUAGUUCAACAGCUCUUUCAUUCCAGAUUUCAUGCCCUCUGAAGACUACAUAUAAAAAUGUUUCUUGUCACUUUUCUCCUUUUGCCAAACAAUGUCUUAAAACAACUUCUGAGCUUUCAAUUUUUAGCCCCAAACAUUAUUGAUGCACAGUUCGAAAUGUUUUUUUGUGAUAUUGCCCUGACGUCAGAAUGACUGCUCUGAUUUCAUAAAUAAAAUGUAAUCAUAAUACUGAAGGGAGAAUUCGGUACUCUCAUCAUAGGUUGAAUAAAUUUUUCUAUUGUCAUUUGUUUAUUUCUAUUAUUUGUCUUAUUUUUAUGUCAGCGAUAAUUCGAAUGGACUUUGAAACUUAUCAAAACAUGUAUGACUUUUGUUCUCUUUUUUUUAAAAAAAAAAAUACAAUUUUUGUUAUUUA